This is a messenger RNA of Elgaria multicarinata webbii, 11170 nucleotides long. It is a transcript of the gene HIPK2, whose product is annotated as homeodomain interacting protein kinase 2. Gene Ontology annotation, cellular component: PML body; nucleus; cytoplasm. Bases 465 to 4079 code for a protein of 1204 amino acids. The record is from RefSeq and is a predicted model, not a curated record. NCBI's taxonomy places the organism in Eukaryota, Metazoa, Chordata, Lepidosauria, Squamata, Anguidae. Gene Ontology annotation, molecular function: protein tyrosine kinase activity; protein serine/threonine kinase activity; transcription corepressor activity. The transcript has 15 exons. Gene Ontology annotation, biological process: peptidyl-serine phosphorylation; intrinsic apoptotic signaling pathway in response to DNA damage by p53 class mediator; smoothened signaling pathway.
CUCCAAUGCAACUUUUGCAGAAAUCUCCCCCGACGCACACACAGACAGACAUGUUGAGCUGAGAGCUUCGGGGGAUCGCUCGAGUCCCCCCCUCCCCGCCCCCCAAAACCCCAAGUCUGGGGGGACCUCCAGCCACCCACAGCCCCCUCCCCACUUGACCUGUUCACUGUGCAUCGGCGCACACCCCCCUUCCCCUGUCCUCCCCCCUCCCCAUCUUCUAUUUUUGAUCCUUUGGCUCCUGCUGCUGCCGUUUCUGCUUUAUGGAGGUCUCUAUGUGUAUUUCCCCCCUCUGCCUCCCUCCUCGAUGAAUUGAAGGAGAGAUGCAGGAGGCUUUUGGCCGCUUCGGCUGUACGGAGAGACACAGGCUCAAGAUGGCAGAUUUCUAUUGAGUUUAAGGGGGGGGGGACCUGAAAUCCUGCUUCGUUUUUCUUUCGUUGCCAUGAAUAACAGACAUCCUUGCACCGAUGGCCCCAAUGUACGAAGGUAUGGCCUCCCAUGUGCAAGUUUUCUCCCCUCACACCCUUCAAUCAAGUGCCUUCUGUAGCGUGAAGAAACUGAAAGUGGAACCAAGUUCUAACUGGGAUAUGACUGGGUACGGCACACAUAGCAAAGUCUACAGUCAGAGCAAGAACGUGCAAUCCUCUCAAGCAGCUGCCGCCAUCAACGCCUCUCUCCAGAUCCCGAACCCCAGCAUCCCUUACGAGCAGACCAUCAUCUUCCCUGCCAGCACGGGGCACAUUGUGGUGACAUCCGCCAGCAGCACCUCCGGUGUGGUUGCAGUCUCUGGGCAAGCCUUGGGUGGACCGCACAACCUGAUGCGUCGAAGCACUGUGAGCCUUUUGGACACCUACCAAAAAUGUGGACUUAAGCGCAAGAGCGAGGAAAUCGAGAACACAAGCAGCGUUCAGAUUAUCGAAGAGCAUCCACCAAUGAUUCAGAACAAUGCCAGUGGGGCCACGGUAGCCACCACCACCACGUCCACUGCCACAUCCAAAAACAGUGGCUCCAACAGUGAAGGGGAUUACCAACUAGUGCAACAUGAAGUGCUGUGUUCCAUGACCAACACGUACGAAGUAUUAGAAUUCCUUGGCCGGGGAACCUUUGGGCAAGUGGUCAAAUGCUGGAAACGUGGCACCAAUGAGAUUGUGGCCAUCAAGAUCCUUAAAAACCAUCCUUCUUAUGCCCGGCAAGGUCAAAUUGAAGUGAGCAUCCUGGCCCGGUUAAGCACUGAAAGCGCAGAUGAUUACAACUUUGUCCGCGCCUACGAAUGCUUCCAGCACAAGAACCACACUUGCCUGGUCUUUGAGAUGUUGGAACAGAACCUCUAUGAUUUCCUAAAGCAAAACAAGUUCAGCCCAUUGCCCCUUAAGUACAUUCGGCCAAUCCUGCAGCAGGUAGCCACAGCCCUAAUGAAAUUGAAAAGUCUGGGCUUGAUUCAUGCAGACCUCAAGCCAGAAAACAUCAUGUUGGUGGAUCCGUCUCGACAGCCGUAUAGGGUCAAGGUCAUAGACUUUGGUUCUGCUAGCCAUGUGUCGAAGGCUGUGUGCUCUACGUACCUUCAGUCCAGAUACUACAGAGCCCCUGAAAUCAUCCUUGGUUUACCUUUCUGCGAAGCAAUUGACAUGUGGUCUCUGGGAUGCGUCAUUGCAGAACUUUUCUUGGGCUGGCCUUUAUAUCCGGGAGCUUCAGAGUAUGAUCAGAUCCGAUAUAUUUCACAGACGCAGGGUUUGCCAGCUGAGUAUUUGUUAAGUGCAGGGACGAAAACAACAAGGUUUUUCAACAGGGAUACAGAUUCGCCAUACCCACUGUGGAGGCUAAAGACACCAGAUGAUCAUGAGGCAGAGACGGGGAUCAAGUCAAAAGAAGCAAGAAAGUAUAUUUUCAACUGUUUGGAUGAUAUGGCACAGGUGAAUAUGACAACAGACUUGGAAGGAAGUGAUAUGUUGGUGGAAAAGGCAGACCGGCGGGAGUUUAUAGAUCUGUUAAAGAAGAUGUUGACGAUAGACGCAGAUAAGAGGAUAACGCCGAUCGAAACACUCAACCACCCGUUUGUCACCAUGACGCACUUGCUUGAUUUCCCCCAUAGCACUCAUGUCAAAUCCUGUUUCCAAAACAUGGAGAUUUGCAAGCGACGGGUGAACAUGUAUGACACAGUGAAUCAGAGCAAGACACCUUUCAUCACCCACGUGGCCCCAAGCACAUCCACCAACCUAACCAUGACCUUCAACAACCAGCUCAAUACGGUCCAUAACCAGGCCACCACCCUGGCUCCCACCUCCACCACCAGUGCCACUAUUUCCUUAGCCAACCCUGAGGUCUCCAUACUAAACUACCAAUCUGCACUCUACCAGCCCUCGGCAGCCUCCAUGGCCGCGGUGGCCCAGAGGAGCGUCCCCCUGCAGACAGGAACGGCGCAGAUAUGUGCUCGUCCUGACCCCUUCCAGCAAGCCCUCAUCGUGUGUCCUCCAGGAUUUCAAGGAUUGCAGACCUCCCCUUCGAAGCACGCUGGGUAUUCUGUCCGGAUGGAGAAUGCUGUCCCAAUAGUCACUCAGGCCCCAGGGGCUCAGCCCCUUCAGAUCCAACCAGGACUCUUAGCACAGCAAGCUUGGCCUAGCGGUACUCAGCAAAUCCUGCUCCCUCCAGCGUGGCAGCAACUGACUGGCGUAGCCGCCCACACAUCGGUUCAGCAUGCAACAGUCAUCCCGGAGACCAUGGCUGGGACCCAGCCGCUGGCGGAUUGGAGAAAUACUCACGCUCAUGGCAGCCAUUACAAUCCCAUCAUGCAACAGCCUGCACUUUUAGCUAGUCACGUCACUCUUCCAGCAGCCCAGCCCUUAAAUGUGGGUGUAGCUCAUGUCAUGAGACAACAACCAACCAGCACCACUUCCUCAAGGAAGAAUAAACAGCACCAGUCCUCAACGAGAAAUAUGUCCAACUUUGAAGUGUCCUCCUCUCAGACGAUCAGCUCUCCACAGCGGUCUAAGCGAGUAAAGGAGAACACCCCCCCUCGCUGCGCCAUGGUGCAUAACAGCCCUGCCUGCAGCACCUCUGUCACGUGUGGGUGGGGCGAUGGGGCUUCCAGCACCACGCGGGAGCGGCAGCGACAGACGAUAGUCAUUCCUGACACGCCCAGCCCUGCCGUCAGUGUCAUCACUAUCAGCAGUGACACGGAUGAGGAGGAGGAGCAGAAACACGCGCCCACCAGCCCCCUGUCUAAGCAAAGGAAAAACGUCAUCAGCUGCGUCACUGUGCAUGAUUCGCCCUACUCUGACUCCUCCGGCAACAACAGUCCCUAUGCUGUGCAGCACCGCGGAAACAACAACAAUGGAAACAGCUAUGAUACGAAGGGAGCACUGGAAACGCAUUGCAAUGGCAAUCCCAGGACGAUCAUCGUACCUCCCCUGAAAACCCAGGCCAGCGAGGUGUUAGUAGAAUGCGAUAGCCUGGUACCAGUCACCACCAGUCACCACUCAUCAUCCUACAAGUCGAAGUCCUCCAGCAUCGUGACCUCCACCAGCGGUCACUCUUCAGGGAGCUCGUCUGGAGCCAUUGCCUACAGGCAGCAGCGGCCAGGACCACAGUUCCAGCAGCAGCAGCCUCUUAAUCUCAGCCAGGCCCAGCAGCACAUCACGACGGAUCGCACAGGGAGUCAUCGGCGACAGCAAGCCUACAUCACUCCGACAAUUGCUCAGGCGCCCUAUUCCUUCCCACACAACAGCCCCAGCCAUGGCACGGUCCAUCCUCACCUGGCUGCGGCCGCCGCUGCUCACCUCCCCACUCAACCUCAUCUCUACACGUACACUGCGCCUGCCGCUCUGGGUUCCACAGGCACCGUCGCCCAUUUGGUGGCUUCCCAAGGUUCGGCUCGUCAUGCUGUACAACACACUACAUACCCAGCCAGCAUCGUCCACCAAGUCCCGGUCAGCAUGGGCCCUCGUGUCCUCCCAUCACCCACCAUCCACCCGAGUCAAUAUCAGGCUCAGUUUGCCCACCAGACCUAUAUCAGUGCGUCUCCAGCCUCAGUCUACACUGGAUAUCCCCUGAGCCCCGCUAAGGUCAACCAGUACCCUUACAUCUAAACACUGGAAUGAGAAAGAGACACGGCACACGUGGAGGGGAACGAGGCUGCUUUUAUACUGAAGAACAUUUCAGGCAAAGGAACAAUGCAAUGGGAGACUCAAACAAAACUUGAACAAAGGAGACUUUUGAGGAAGAAAGGAGAGAAAAGGCGAUACCAGUCCUACACUUUUUAUUUAAAAAAAUAUAUAAGAAAAAAAAAGAAUAAAAAGAAUGAAAAACAAACAUACAAAAAAACAACAACAUUCUGCACCAAACCACAUAGUGGUAGAAACAAAAGGACCAUCGUUGUCUGGUCCUGUUUUUGGAUAACUUCACCAAUAGACUUUUACAGAUUAUUUUCAUCUGAUUACAGGAGACUACAUUUAGGAAUUUGCUGUUCAAACCUCCUAAUACAAAGUUUCAUACGUGUUUAGGUAUAUUUUUUUUAAAAUCAAACCAAGAUGCAUACAAAUUAGGGAUUUAUCCAGAAUUUCAAAAGGGUUAUCGCUUUGUCAUUGCACUGGUCGCUGUAACCCAAAAUAAAAAAAAGACAAUAAAAAGUGUGAUGUGUUUUCUGUUGGGAGGAUCAACAGAGGAACCAGCCAAGGAUGAGGGGAGUUUUGGAUUUUUCCAGCUCUCUCAAUCUCAGGCUUAGCAGUACCAGUAGGUGGAGGGGGGGGGGGCAGGGAACACACACACUAAGCAGAAAACACGAUCUGGUGGAAUUGGGCGGGGGGGAAUGGGGAUAUUUGUUUUUACUCUGAGCACCCUGGAUAAAUCCCUGAGAAAUGUUAUUCUUAAAAGAAACGUCUUUAAUAAUGAACAAUAGAAUCUCAUCUUCCUUACUUGGAAAUACUUUUCUUUCUUUCUUUCUUUUUUUGGAUAACCCUUCACAUUUGGCAGCCCAAUCCUAACAUUCCCCUGCUCCAGCAGAUAAAUGCUUAUGGUGGGCUGUGCGGAUUGCCAAUUCAUCGCGGUGUCACAAAGCGUGACAUCAAGCUAACAUCGCCGUGACAUCUCACCGGUGUCAUGAGCAGGUACACAAUCCUAAAUGUUUAGGAUUGGGCUGUUAGUGUAGGAGUAGAGGUUCUAGCUGGCCCUUGGUAGAAUGUAGCACUAUACCAUACAUACACCCUUUUUUCUACUUUGUGUUAAACUCCAGUGAUACCAAUAGAACUAUUCCUCAAUGUGAUUGCACAAAAAAGUGAUAUAACAUAGGCAUGUAACAAAUGUGAUUGUCCAGGUAUAUAUGUGUGUGUGAGUGUGUGUGUGUGUGUGCGCAUGUGCGCGCUGAUGCUGCCUUCUCUUGUGGUGUGGUCCUCAGCACAGCCAUUACAAACUGUCACAGUCUUAGUUUUACAUCAUUCCCUUGUAGUGCCUUACCAAACUCCAGUUGCGGUUUUAAGGGUUUACUUCCACUGGUACUCCUAGAAACUGACUGAGGCUGGUUGGAAUUUAAUCUCAGCUCUUUUUCUUCUUUUUAGUGUUCUUUAUUGUUGCUUUCCUUCUUCUAUACCUUUUGUUUUGAUAUUGUCUUUCUUGGGUAAGUUGCAAGGGUCAAGGGUGGGGCUGUGGGAAUUUGGCUGGAAUGUAAAAAUAAAUUAAAAAAUGGGCAGGCCUAGGAAGGUUUUAUGGGAAUUGAAGUGACUGGACUGGUUGUUCGGCCCUAAAGCAGCUUUCCAAGUGGUUCCAUUUUGUUGAUGGGGUUAUUGAUUGAAUUUUCUAUCCGGAUGUUUAGCUUCCCCCAUAAUUCUUUGCAGUUUAGUAUUCUUACUAAAGUAUAAAUAGAACGGGGUGGGGGCUCCUAGGCUGGCUUCGUAGUACCUCAAACGUAGGUACUACAUACAUAGUACCUCAUGUUAAAUUGUUAUGUCUGAAGUGGGGGUGGGGAGUUGAUUACAUGGGAAGGACUCUAUAUAUUUUCACUUGAAUGCUUUCAGUGGGAAAAAAAAUAUGAGAAUGAGAGGAAUUCUUUCUAGAGCAUCAGACUCAGGUUUGCUCCAGAAGUUAUUUUUCUGGAGAAGAGAUUGCACUGGCACCUGAGCAGGUUGGGCCGUUGAAUAAGGCCCCGGCACUACCUCGGGCUGGGCUAUGCUAUCUUCACAGGAGGCCUAGGCCCAAUUCCCAGAAGUAGGGGCUUAAUCCCUUUUAGGUGGUAUGUGCUGAAGCUCCAUCAUCUAUGAAAUCGCGGAGCUAGACCUGACUUGGAGACACCGUGGUGAUAGCCAUCAUGGUUUAGAAUCUAAACUUUAAAUGGUGUUUUCUUCACUUCCUCCCACCUCAUUCUUCCUGUGUUUUUUUUUUUUUAAAAAUGUUCAGAUUUGCUGGCUGGAUUGUGUAUCCUCAGCUCCAAACAGUCUGAACUACCUUGUUUAAAAAUAAUAAUAAAUAAAGGUUUCCAAAGAGAAGCUUUUCUACAGUGAAAAAAGUCAAAGGGUCGAGGGAAAUUCUACCGCUAUAAUGCAAGUGGGUGUUUCUUCUAUGUCAGUGCUUAGUAUUUCCCCCCUGUGGAGCUUUACUUGUAUUGGUGGUCUGAGACUUGUGGUAAAACAGGAUGAAUGCCUGCAUAGCAUCUUGGUACCACUACAGCUGUAUUUGUGACUUCAGAAAAGGAGUGUUUAGGCAAUAUGGUAAGAUGUUGGGAUAAGGCAGGUCAGUUAGCUGAGAGAAGAGGGAGGGGUCCCAGGGAUGGUUAAGGCGAAAAGGUUUCUCAAGAGGUAAGUUGGCAAGAAAGACAAGCACAGUUGUAAGAUCCGGAAACGGGCGCGCAUGCUUCGCCUGGAGGAAAGAAAGGCUCUCAUCAUGAAUACUUUGUUGGACACAAGUUAUUCUUCUGAGGCAAACUCUCAAACAAACCCUUUCUUUUUGCCAUUUUCAAACUGAGUGCCAUGUUACAUUUUUAUUUUUCUCCCUUUGUCCCCCUAAGCAUAGUAAUGCAAAUACCAGCUUGAUCUUUCAUUGGUUCAUGCACCUUACAUCUUCUUGUUAUGAAGAAAACCCUUUCCAGUUGCUAUCCCGGUAAAAAAAAUCCUCUGCUUUAUCAGUGUACUGCAUUCCUCUCCCGUCUCAUCACAUUUGGAAUGGAAGCUUCAUGCUGCUUGUGUCAUUGACAGGAAGGAUAUUGUUUUGUUAUUAUUGUAUUAUUAAUUUUAAUAUGUUAUAAUUAUAUUUUAUUCUUUGUUUUAAUUGCACAUGCAUUCCUGCAUCUUUGUAUUAUUAUUAUUUUCUCUUAAUACGGUAUUGGUUGUUAAUUAAGUAGUUUUUUUCUGUGUCAGUGAUAUCAGAAAGCUUGUCACAUAGGUAGGUUUUGCAGGGAAAGGGAGACAGAGGGACACUCUGGUUAGGAGAGGAACCAAGGUGUAGGCCCACUUGAGAUGUAAUGGCAAAUCAUGGCUUCCUGCUAUAUGAAUGAACUAUAGUGAGCCUCAGGCUCGGAUGCUGUACUCUAGUCUUUCACAUGAGCAAGGAAAGGAUCGGAAGCAUUCACUUCCGGUUUUAAACGAGCCACAAUUCUCCGUGAUGUCCAAACUCAGGAAACUGUGGUUUGUUCACUACUGUUACUGAGAUCGUCAGGAUCUGAAACUAUGGUUUGACCAUAGUUUCAGAUCCUGACUUGAAACUAUAGCAUUGAGCAUUGAGCAUUGAGCAUAGCAUUGAGCAGGGGGUUGGACUCGAUGGCCUUGUAGGCCCCUUCCAACUCUGCUAUUCUAUGAUUCUAUGACCCUAGUUUGUUCUUUCCAAUGAUAGUUUAAACAAACCACAGUUCUCCAAGUUUAAAUAUUAUGAGGCACUCUGGUUACUUUAAAACCAGAAACAGAUGCUUCCCGUCUCCUCUGGUACGCGAAAGAGCUGCAGAGGGGAAGGAGAAGUAUGUGAGCCCAAGACUUGCUGUGGCUUUUUAACAUAGGAAAUCAUGGCUUCCUAUUAGAUCUGAACUGUGCCAUAUUACGGCGAUUAUACAAUGACACAGUUUCUGGAUACCUUUACAUGGUAUCUUCACAUUGGCAGAAGUGUGCUCUUUUAGGCAAAACCCAAACAACUACUGGAUUCAGAACUGGAUUCAAGAAGGAUACUAGGAUCAUGGAGACACUUUAAUCUCACAUUGUCUGAUCAGUUGCUGUGAUAUCAAAAUAAAUUAAUAGGCCAAACCCACAACCCUUUAUUACAGAGUUGAAGGUGUCCUGUAAUAAACUAGUUAUGUUUCCCACUUUAAAAGCCCAGUGGCAGCUGGGAGGAAGGCUCUGUCGUCCUAGAGCCAGCUGAAGAGAAGCCAUGGUCCAAUGACUCAAGAUGUUGACUAGGUAAAAACUGAAGAACUCCAGAAUUCAAGAUAAGACAUGGUAUGUUCUGCCCCUUAAUGUUCAAAAUUAAAGGCUUAAUCAUAUGGCCAAAAUAGUUUGCAUUUCCUCCUUCUCAAAGUAUUUUUUUCUUAUAAUUAAUACUUGUGAAUAUUUUUGCUCAUUGUACAAAAUGAUGAUAUUCUCUUUUUAAGUAAAAAGUCAUUCUAUUCUUAUUUUUAACUACAAAACUUAAGAGUGUUGAUUGUCUUCUACAGCAUGUUAUCUGGCAGAGCAUGUUCUUAAGGUGCAGCAUCUUGGCAUAUUUGAUGAAUUACUAUUUAUUGGUCUACCAGGAAUGUAUGUGAUUGGCUGAUUUGUGGCAAGAAAGGAACGAAGAGCUCGUUUUAAUUACGCACUCUGAAAUGUUUUAUUUAUAUAUUUUACCUCUCUGUCAUUUUCAUUAUAGAAUGAUUUCAAUAAUAUAGGAACAGGACACCUAAGGGCUUUUGAUGUAGAGGCGAAAAAAUUCAUAGUGCAGGAAGAGUUUCUCCCACCACCACACACCUGGGUUGAAAAAGAAUUGUACUCUUGACAGAAUAGUUAGAGGGUGGAUUAGUUAUAGAGGUGAGAAUGAGGUGAGGAGGUAGUUGGCCUCCACAGAUGUUGAUGGACUGCAAUUCCCAACUGAUCUAGCCAGCAUAAUCAGUGGUGAGGACUGAUGGAAUUUUCAGUCCUGCAACAUCUGGAGGUCCACAUGUUCCCCAUCCCUGUGCUAUACCAACAGGAGAAUUAUGGGUUUCUUCUAGACAAGGAGAUGUUUUAUUGAAUAUAGUAAACUACUGCAGUGAUUUUUAGGAACAAAGCAGUGAAGACAAUCCUUAAUUGUACCUAGCUUAGCUUUCCCCCAACCUGGCACUCUCCAUAUACAGUAUGUUUGACUACAACUCCCAGCCAGCAUGUAUCUAGUGGUCAAGGAUAAUGGGAGUUGUAGCGCAAAACAUCUGGAGGGCACCCAAUUGGGGAAGCCUACAUUAGAUUAAUCACUUUCUGAUGUACUGUGUUGUUAAGAGGCAGAGAGCCUUAUCCAGGUCUGGCCCUACCAUUAGGCAGAGUGAAGCGCUCGCCUUAGGCGUCAGAUGCUGAGAGGUGGGGAAUAGCAAUGAGGUGUUGGGCGACAGAGCUGUGUAUACUACUUGGCCUCCCCUGUGUCCCCUAAGCUAGCUUGAGGCCCUCAGGAGCGAUGAAGGACACUAUUGAUUGCCAGUGCUGAAGUAAGAUUUAACUGCGAUUCCAGUCCAUUUGGUUUCUGUACAUGGAAUGGGGGGCACCAUUUUGUCAUUUGUUUCAGGCAGCAAAAUAUUUUGGGGAAGGGUUGGCUGUAUCCAAUGUUUCACAUGCACCAGCGGGACCUACCACUAGCUAGCGCUUCCUAAAGUAACCAGAAACAAGCCAAGUUUCCGAAACGGGUCAGCAGAGCUCUACUGACGUGUCCUGUUCCAGAAAGUAGCAUUUUGACUUGUUUCUGGGGUUGUUCCAGGAAGUGCUAACUCCCUGUUGUACUGACAGUGGUUCCCGCUGGUGCAUCAUAAUCAGCAAAGGCACACAGGCAGCAUUGGAUACUGCCCAGAAAUUAGGCUGGGAAUUAGGUAAAGAGUGAUUUGUCCAAUGAGAAUGAUUUCUCUAAUGAGCCUUUCCCCAACGUGGUUCCCCCCAGAUGUAUUGGACAACAACUCCUAUCAUCCCUGAGCACUGGUCACACACUAGCUGGUGAUGAUGGGCUUUGUAGUCAUAUGGUGCUAGGUCAGGGAAAGCUGGCCUACAACCUGAAUUGGAGGGAAAUGAUAUUGCUAUGUUUGUUUUGUUUUGACAUAACCUUUGGAGUUCUUUGUGAGUCUGUGGGGAAAGCUGCUUAAAAUCUGUGAAAGGAUGUGACAAUUUAGCUGUAGCAUAGCUGCGCACCCACAAGGAAAUUCAGGCUGCAAUCCCAUCCGCACUUACUUGGGAAUCAGUCCCAUUGAACAUCAUCUGCUUUUUUGUCUUGGUAGGCGUCAAUACGACUGCACUGUGAAGCUGCUGUAGGAUUUUUGAGAAAGAAUAUACACACAGUGGCCCCAUUCUGAAGACAUCUUAAACCAUGACUUUAACCAUGGCGGUUAAGCCAGAAAGCCAGGCUAUGUUCAGAAGACACUUUAAACCAUGGCUUUAACCAUGGUGAAUAAGGCAAAAAGCCUUAUUCACCGUGGUUAAAUCUGUGGUUUAAGGUGUCUUCUGAACAUGGCCUGGCUUUCUGGCUUAACCACCAUGGUUAAAGUCAUGGUUCAAGGUAUCUUCUGAAUGGGGCCAGUAAAAUGUUUAGCCCUUUCUCUGACCAGAGCAGUUUCCUUAUGUAGGAAGGAGAAAGAGAUGAUUAGACACACCAUUUUUAUUUCCUUGUGGUUCCUGACAAUUUGUACUACCAAUAUUGAUUCCAAAUUAUAUGCAGUGAAGGAGCCACUUAACAAAUGGAAACCAUGCAGAAGACCUGGAUCUACUCCCUUCCCUGCCCCCCGACAGUGCUUAUCAACAAAAUGCCAUUGUUUUGAAGGAGUAAUUCCAGUUUCAGUGAACCUGACCCUGCAGCCAGCAAAAUUUAAUAUUUUUCCUCCCAACCCCAACUUAGUAGCUCUGUCACAAAACAGCCCAACAAAAUAAUACUGUCUCCCCUUGUUUCCUUCCAUGCGUUUUUAAGGGAGUAUGCCUCAGAGUUUGGCUUGCAAAGAAAUUUGAAUUCACCAAAUUUGAAGGGAAAUUAAAACCCAUGUCUUUCUUUAACCAAAGAAUUUUUUUUUAAA